AUGUCGUAUCACACUCGAUUUUGGACCGGGGGAGGGUAUGUUUACAAACUUGUCCUUCUCUCUGCGAUCUUCAACACGGUUUUCACUGUCACUCAUUACUCUAUCCCCGAGGAAAUGGAGGAAGGCUCUGUCGUUGCCAAUUUAGCGACAGAUUUGGGACUAGACGUGAGAACGCUAAAGGGGAGAAAAAUGCGCAUCGAUGUUGUAGGAAAUAAGAAAUAUCUCGACAUCAACAAGGAAACGGGGGAGCUGUUCAUUCUGGAGAGGAUUGACCGUGAGUUCCUGUGUCCGUUAAAGACAUGCUUUCUGAGACUAGACGCCACGAUUGAAAAUCCUAUUCGGAUGUUUAAUAUAGAAGUGGAAAUCACGGACAUUAACGACAACGCUCCUCAUUUUCGACGAGGGACAAUGCAUUUGGACAUUUCUGAAUCCAGCCCUAUUGGGGAGAGAUUCUCUUUGAAUAACGCUGCAGACCCGGAUGUUGGAUCAAAUUCUGUGAAAAACUACCACCUGAGCUCAAGCGAACAUUUCUCUAUUGAGAUUCAGACAGGGAGAGACGGAACGAAGUUCGCUGAUUUAGUUCUGAAAAAAGCUUUAGACAGAGAGCAGCAGGCUGUUCAUAAUCUCAUACUGACUGCUGUGGACGGUGGAGUCCCCACGCGCACAGGUACAGCCAGCAUUAUUGUUCGCGUGCUUGAUGUGAACGACAACGCCCCUUCGUUUGACAAAGACACUUAUGUGGUGGAAGUGAUGGAAAACUCCCCGAUUGGCAGUCUAGUUAUCAAACUGAACGCCACUGAUUUAGAUGAGGGGUCUAAUUCAGAUAUUGGCUACUCCUAUAGUUUGUAUACAUCAGAGAGAACACAGCAGGUGUUUAACUUGAAUCCAGAUAAUGGAGAGAUCAGAGUGAAGGAAAUGAUCAAUUAUGAAGACUUUAAGCUGUAUGAAAUGGAGGUGAUUGCAAGUGAUAAGGGACCUAACUCUUUAUCUGGACAGUGUAAACUGACAAUCCAGGUGACUGAUAUGAAUGACAACCACCCAGAAAUAUCCAUCAAAUCAUUUCAGAGUCCCAUCAAAGAGAAUGAGCCGAUAGACACAGUGAUAGCUGUAGUUAGUGUGAGUGAUAAAGACUCUGGUGAUAAUGGAGUGGUUGAUCUUCAUAUUCCAGAUAAUAUGCCUUUCAAACUGAGAGAGUCCUCUGAUAACUAUUAUGAGUUAGUGGUGUCAGAGCCCUUAGACCGUGAGAAGGUUCCAGAAUAUGACAUCACCUUCACUGUGACAGACAGAGGUUCUCCUCCUUUAUCUGACAAUGAAACUAUGACCUUAGAGCUGCUGGAUGUCAACGACAAUGUCCCACAGUUCCCUCAGUCAUUUUAUACCAUCCGUGUGAUGGAGAAUAACGCACCUGGAGCCCUGCUCAGCUCCCUCACUGCCUUUGACCCUGACCUCCAUGAAAACCAGUAUCUAGUUUAUUUCAUCCUGGAGAAGGAGAUAGCCAACACCUCCAUGUCCAUGCUGUUCUCCAUCAAUCCAGAGAACGGAAAUCUUUACGCACUCAAAACUUUUGACUAUGAGAUUGAGAAGGACUUUCUUUUCCACAUCGAGGCCAGAGACUCUGGCUCUCCUCCUCUCAGCAGUAACGUCACAGUCCACAUCAUCAUUGUGGACCAGAAUGAUAACGCUCCGGUCAUUGUGUCUCCGUGGCGAGCACACGGCUCAGUGGUGGAGGAGAAGAUCCCCAGGUCCACAGACAAAGGCUCUCUGGUUGCCAAGGUGAUAGCCUUGGACACAGACUCUGUGCACAACUCUCGGAUCACCUACCAGUUUCUGCAGGUGACUGACGCCACCUUGUUCAGUCUGGACCAGUACAAUGGAGAAAUCCGGACCAUGAGGAUGUUCAGCUACAGAGACCCACGCCACCAGAGACUGGUUGUUGUUGCCAAGGACAACGGGCAGCCCGCUAUGUCUGCUACAGUCACCAUCAAGCUGUCCACAGUGGAGACUGCUGUCAAGGCCUACUCUGACAUGACCGAGGUGCCUCUGGCGUACGACAUCUUCAAUGACCUGAACCUGUACUUGGUCAUCGGUCUGGGCUCGGUGUCAUUUCUCCUGCUCAUCACCAUACUGGUCACCAUCGUGCUCAAGUGUCAGAAAACCAAGCCCAGCAAAGCGGCUCCUCCCUGCAGGAACAGUGUGAUCAGUGAGAGGAACUCCACCAUCGCAGACUCCACUCUGGUGUCCAACGAUGCCUACUGGUACAGUCUGUUUCUAGCAGAGACCAGGAAAGGAAAGCUGGUGGUCAGACAGCCUGUGCCAAAGGGAUCCAGAUACAUUGUGUCCAGUAUACCCAGAGGUACAGGACUGACAGAUACCAGUGACUCAGCAGCCUCCACUCUGCAGGUAUAACGCCUCAUUUCUUGUAGUUUUAAAACAUCAACUUUAUAAGGGGAAAAUAACUUUAUGGUUUUGAAACUCAAACUGCAUCAGUAACUUUGCCAUCAAUAAAGUGAAAGAUAUCUAAUAAGCUUUAGAUUAACAAAGACUGAUAAACAGAGAUGAUAUAUUUUUAGGUUCAAAUGAUACAAAACCUGGUUCUUUACAAGUUUGCUCACCAUCUACUAUCCUAACAACAAAGUUACAGUUCAUGCUUUUGAUCAAUUGGUAUGUAAACAGGCAUUUAAAAAUCAUCAUUGCCUAUCACUUAAAAACAACUCAAAAUAAACCAAAUGUUUUAAAGAGAAACCACGGGUAAAACAGCAAAUAAGUAAAUAACUAAAAAAGAAGAAAGAAAGGAAAAUAAAAUUAUGCCUUGUUUUACUAAAAUUUGAACUGCUUUUGUUUUGUUUUUUUCUUUUUCUGAGUAUUUUUCACAAAACAUCACUUGUUGAAAAAACUUUUACUUCUGCAUACAUACUUUUACUUUAGUUUUUGGCAUAAGUACUUGUGGAUAAUUGUGCAAACCAGUACAUGGGUUUUUGUGCCAGAGAAAAUCAUCAAGAUUUUUUUCUUGAGGGUUUAUCUGGUCAUGUUUUUGCUACACACAACCUACUGUGUGUCUAACAGUCUAUAUGCUUGUGUGUAUUUUUAGACAAGGGUCUGUGAUCUUGACCUGCAGUUUCCACAUGCAUGACCUCUGCCAAGUGGAAAGUUGCAGCUCCUCUGUCACAGUCAGCUUUCACAGCUCGAGUUUGAAAUCUAUACUGAGAUGCAGAAACAUGAUGGGACCUUUUGUUCCAUCAUAUUUGAUCUGUUAAUGUUAGCUGGUUGAUUUAUUUUGUCUUUUUAAUCUAGCUUCCUGUGGAGGUAAGUAUGUUGCUGGAGAACAAACACUCCGCUGAAUAUGGAACUGUGUUAAACCCCCUUUUUUUCCCACAGAGCAAGCUGCAAUAUCUGUCAUAAAUGUCCACACCUUCCAUGUUUAGUUUGUAUUUCUUAAGGAUAACAUCUUGUUUGUUUGUUUGUAGUUCCACUAAUUUGUGCUCAUAUAGAAAAUUCGGUAACACUUUACAAUCAGAGUACAUCUUAUUUAGAGAAUAUCUGCUAAUUUGAUAUUGAGGUAAUGCAUGGCUCAAGAUAAACUUCUGAUUGAAGUCAUGCAAGGUGCAUCAUUAAUUCCUUUAGCUUUUACGUGAACUAAUGAUCAAGUUAUUAUGACUUCAGGUAAUGAGUAUGUGUUUAAUCCAUCAUUGUUUUUUUUCUUUUUAAUGGUCAGCCUCUCAGAUUAACUAAAAAAAAACAUAUUUCUGACAACAAACACAAUGAUAAAUACAAUUUCAUUCAAUUGUACAACAUGGUUUUUAUUUUUUAUUAUUGAUAAAAGGAGUGGAGUUCAAUCAUUUUAAUUUUGAUCAUUAUUAUUACUUUUAUCCUGUUUUUAUUCGUAUUCCAUUUAUAUCACUAUAGUCCCUUGAUAUAGUUUUCCAUAUGUAAAGCACUUAAACUACAAGUCAUACAUAAAAGGUGCAAAACACAAAGUGUAAAUCAUUCCUGUUAAAGUUAUUCAGUGAUUCACCAUGUGUGUUCAUCAUCAGAAAUUUGACAUCUUUUGCAAUAAUCUAAGUCUUAAAAAACUCUCAUAUGUAGCUACUUUGAUUACAUAUGAAUUAAUGUAUGAAGCAACUGUUAAUCAACAUACAUUUACUGAAGUCAUUAUAACUUGAUCAUUAGAUCAUGAGCAACAGGAGUUGAUAAUGCAUCCCAUAUAGAGUCAAUUAGAAAAUCAUGGUGAGUUGUGCAUUACUUCAAUAUCAAAUAAGCAUUAAUUUAAAAAAGAAGGUGUACUUUUGUUGUACAGUGUUACCACAGUAUACAAAUGGUAAUAAUUUCUUGUUCUUGUAAUGAUCUGACCUUUGAACUGCUUUUUUUUCUCCCCACUCUAAAGUACCCUAAAUGAGGGAAGUCCACUCUGCAGCUGGAGGUAUGCAGGAGUCUCACUCCCCCGCCCCGGAGGCCCUUUUUCUGAAUGAUCUUACAGAAUUGAGUGUCUGAUUUCUUUUCUGUGUUUGUUUCAGUGGAUUAUUUUGUCUUGUUUUAUUUCCUUUCUGGAGAAGGAGAUUUUUUGAAUUGCAAAGGGGGUCAUUGAGUUGACAUCACAUGCAGUUUUCCAAAUCUCCCAUUUUAACCUCUUCAUGCCGACAUUUUGGUCACUAUGACUCACAAAGCAGCCUCACCAAAGCCACGCUAAGGUGUCUACAUUAUAUAACAACUAUAGUAAUUGAUAUUAUGAAUAUGGAUUAAGCAUUACGUCCCCUUACACAGAUGACUGAAUGCAUCUUUAAUUUUUGUAACUGAAUUCAGGGGACAAAGAGUUGAAAUAUUUAAAACACCUGAGUCAAAUACCUGCUUCCCUCAGGCUGAUUAACAAUUCAAAUUUUUAAAUUAAAAAUAUAUGAUCAAAAUGCUGCCCUGCCUACAUAAACUUUAACCUUUAAUAACUAUUUUGCCGUCUACUGGCCUUGCUUUGUUUACAAUCUACCUUUUGAUUAUGUGUUAAUACACAUGUUGGGAAAAUAGUCUCAUUUUAAACUGAAUCACAAUGUUCUCAAAAUGUUAAAGUGCAUGCAAAGGUUAAUCUGUGUUCAUCCCUUACUGACCCAUCACUUAUAGACUAGAAAGGACUUGCUCUUUUUGAAUGUUUAGAAGUGGAUUGUGCUCUUUCUGUCUCAUUUGGUCGUAAAAAAACUGUAAUUCAACUUAGUAUUACUGACUUUACAGAUUGUCACUUUUGAAUUUCCUGUCUGCUCUAGUGUGAAUUGUGACCUAGUUCUUCGAGCCGGAGAGGUGCAAAGUGAAACCACUCAUCCAGUUACCUAGCAACCACUUUCCUCCAAAUAAUGUAGGAGCAUGGUAUUCAUUGAUAAACCCUUCACCUCACCACUACAUGUUCAAGGAUCUGCCCAACCCUUCCACCCUCUCUCUGUUUUCUGCCUGAAGCCCCUUUCUGAGUAACAGACGUCAGCUGCAUGAGAUGCCAUGUCAGUUUGCAAAGUCACAAGCAUGUCAGUGCUGACUCUUAACCGGAUUUGUCUUUGUCUCCUGUCUCCUUUUCAGGCAUCCACUACCAGCAGCGGCAGCUCUGCGUAA
Xyrichtys novacula (pearly razorfish) is the source of this 5583-nucleotide messenger RNA. The record is from the annotation of a GenBank genome assembly. NCBI's taxonomy places the organism in Eukaryota, Metazoa, Chordata, Actinopteri, Labriformes, Labridae.